AUGGCAGCAAUUCUGGUGGAUGAUGAGGAAGGAGAUGUAGGCAAAGAAGAUAGUACCACUCAGUAUAACUUAGGCUGCAUGUGCCAUGAGGGCAACGGAGUCGCACAAGACUAUACAAAAGCCAUUGAAUGGUAUCUCAAAGCUGCCAACCAAGGAAAUGUCCCUGCUCAGAACAAUCUAGGCGUUAUGUACCGCCAUGGCUAUGGGAUCGCACAAGACUAUACAAAAGCCUUUGAAUGGUAUCUCAAGGCUGCCAACCAAGGACACGCCACUGCUCAGAACAAUCUAGGCUGGAUGUACGGUCAUGGCAAUGGAGUCGCACAAGACUAUGCAAAAGCCUUUGAAUGGUAUCUCAAGGCUGCCAACCAAGGCGAAGCCAGUGCUCAGAGCCCUCUAGGCUGGAUGUACGGUCAUGGCAAUGGAGUCGCACAAGACUAUACAAAAGCCAUUGAAUGGUAUCUCAAGGCUGCCAACCAAGGACACGCCACUGCUCAGAGCAAUCUAGGCGCUAUGUACCAAUAUGGCAAAGGAGCCGCACAAGACUAUACAAAAGCCAUUGAAUGGUAUCUCAAGGCUGCCAACCAAGGAAACGCCGAUGUACAGUACAGCCUAGGCAACAUGUAUCGUAAGGGCAGUGGUGUUCCACAAGAUUACAUAAAAGCCUUUGACUGGCAUAUUAAGGCUGCAAAUCAAGGGAACACCACUGUUCAGGGAAGGCUCGAUCGCAUAUAUAAAGAUGGCAAGGGGGUUUCUAAAGACUACAAAAAAGCCUUUGAUUGGUAUCUCAAGGCUGUCAACCAAGGAGACGCCGUUGCUCAGAACUACCUAGGCGACAUGUACCGUGAAGGCAAGGGGGUCCCACAAGACUACGCAAAGGCCUUUGACUGGUAUCUCAAGGCUGCCAACCAAGGAGACCCAAAUGCUCAGGCCAAUCUAGCCUGGAUGUACUAUCAUGGCAAUGGAACCCCACAAGAUUACGCAAAAGCCUUCGAUUGGUAUAUCGAAGCUGCCAGCCAAGGAAGUGCGGAUGCUUGA
This is a messenger RNA of Lobosporangium transversale, 1035 nucleotides long. RefSeq lists its product as hypothetical. Gene Ontology annotation, molecular function: protein binding. The transcript has a single exon. The coding region runs from base 1 to 1035 and encodes 344 amino acids. Lineage: Eukaryota; Fungi; Mortierellomycota; Mortierellomycetes; Mortierellales; Mortierellaceae. The record is from RefSeq and is a predicted model, not a curated record.